AUGAAUCCUCAAACGGUGAACAGGUUGGCAUAUCAGAGGCCAUUUCCAAAAAGAAUCAUCAGUGAGUAUCCUCUCCCGAGGAAUUACAGGCCACCUGAUUUCUACUCCUUCUCGGGAGAGGAUGGAUCAUCGACCAUUGAGCAUGUGGGACGUUUCACAGCUCAACUAGGAGAAGUGGGCAAUAAUCAGUUUCACAAAUUGCAGUUGUUCGGAUGGUCGCUCACCAGAACAGCUUUUUCCUGUCUCACUCACAGACCUCCUGGAAAUCAGGCAAAUGCCGGAGGAUUCAUAGAGCGAAUACGACUAAUAAAGAGACGUUGCCCGAUAAUCAUUGAGGAGAGUGAGAUGACCAAUUUGGUGGUUAGGAAUAUGCAUACACGACUGCGGGAGGCUUUAACGGCCCACGAUGUUCAAGAUCUGACCAGUUUAGCAUCCAAGGCGGGGAGGUUAGAAUCCCUUUUUAGAGAAAAGGAUCACAACUUCCGCCAAAUGGCCAGUGUCGAUACAAAGAUGUAUACACCGGACGACGAACAAGGGGAAUGUGCUGAAGAAAUGGUGGUUGAAAUUGUAAACAGCAAGCCCUACGUAUGUUUCAAAUUGAAGCCCCUUCCAGGGGCAGAAGAGCAGGAACAACCGACGUUUGAUGCAUCCAAAGCAGAUGAAAUCUUCGAUAUUCUACUAGCGGAUGGGCCAAUUCGUAUACCGAAGGGGCAACGGUUGGCAACAAAGGAUGAGAUAAAGGGAAGGCCAUACUGCAAGUGGCAUAACUCUUUUACGCAUUACACAAACCAGUGUACGCACUUCUGA
Molecule: messenger RNA, 807 nt
Organism: Andrographis paniculata
Lineage: Eukaryota; Viridiplantae; Streptophyta; Magnoliopsida; Lamiales; Acanthaceae
Exons: 2
Coding region: 1-807 (268 amino acids)
Source: RefSeq, a predicted model, not a curated record